This is a messenger RNA of Ochotona princeps (American pika), 891 nucleotides long. It is a transcript of the gene C6H15orf62, whose product is annotated as chromosome 6 C15orf62 homolog. The record is from RefSeq and is a predicted model, not a curated record. NCBI's taxonomy places the organism in Eukaryota, Metazoa, Chordata, Mammalia, Lagomorpha, Ochotonidae. The coding region runs from base 367 to 891 and encodes 174 amino acids. The transcript is spliced from 2 exons.
GCCCAGCCGCCAGCAGAGAGAGCACAGCCCUGCAUUGCCUAACGCACAGCCAGCCAGAGACCGGACGAGCUCGGGCCCAUCAGCUCCUGUCUGGGCAGGGAGCACCACGGCCGCCACCACCGCCACCCGAGAGAUCCGACUCUGCCAACUCCGGCCCCAGCUCUGGCUCAGGCUCCAGCUCGAACUUUGGCUAUUUUGCGGCCUAGGCCCACCCUCCGAGAUGCUGGCCCAGGUCUGCAGAGCAGAACCCCUGAGGCACCUGCUUCUGGGCCACUAGGGCCACCUCCCAGAGCCCCGCAUGGUCACCAGCCGCUCCUGAGUGCAGGGCUGCUGGGUGCCAGGCCUGUCUGCCGGCUCCUGGGGUCCAUGGAGACCUGGCGGAAAGGCUCGUUCCGAAACGCCUCCUUCUUCAAGCGGCUGACCCUGGGGCGGCCCCGGCGACUCCAGCGACAGGGAAGUGUGCUCAGCCAGGCCAGCACAGCUGGCGGGGACCACGAGGAGUACAGCAACCGGGAGGUCAUCCGGGAGCUGCGAGGGAGGCCAGAUGGCCGGCGCCUGCCGCUGUGGGGAGAUGAGCAGCCCCGGGCCACCCUGCUGGCCCCACCCAAGCCCCCACGCCUCUACUGCGAGAGCUCCAGCUGCCCCAACAUCUUGGAGCCUCCAGCUGCCUACACCACUGCCUACUCGGCCACCCUGCCCUCGGCGCUCUCCCUGGCAGGUCCUCUUCACCGAUCAUCAGAGGACCUUGUGGACACUCCCCGCUUCCAGCGACCACCAGUUCCAGACCUCAGCGACCCCUUUUUCUCCUUCAAAGUGGACCUGGGGGUUUCACUCCUUGAAGAAAUCCUACAGCUGCUGAGGGAGCAAUUCCCCAGUGAGCCCAGUUUCUGA